AUGUCGCAUAGGAAUCCCGCAAAUCAAAUUUACUUUCGCGUCAAACGCCAUAAAACCACUAUAUUUCUACAAGCUAAGAUAACUGAUAAGAUACUGACUUUAAAGAAAAAUAUUAUAAAAGUAUUAGGAGAUUCUGAAAAAAGAGACCCAAAAAAAUUACAAUUACUGAUAUCUACUGAUGAUUCAGAGUCACAACUUUCUUAUUCUAUUUUGGAUAAAGACGAAGAUACCGUUAAUCAGUUAGGACUAAAGGAUGAACAGAUUUUAUUUUUAUGUUUUUGGGAUGAUAACUUAGUUCCAUUUAUUAUUAUGCCUUCAGCAAUGGGUUCUAAACCAGUUAUUAUCGGUCUAAGGAUAGGUCAAAGUUAUUCUAGCAUUGCGAUUAUCAAUAAGGACGAAAGAGCAGAUUGUAUUGCUAAUGAGGAUGGAGAACGUCAGAUACCUACAAUGGUAGCGUUUUCUGGGGAUGAAGAACUUACAGGAACUCAAGCUAAAGUACAAUUAUUAAGUAAUUCAAAAAACACUAUUACCCAAUUUCGCAAUUUUAUUGGGAAGAGUUAUGAGGAAUGUAAAUCUAUAGCAAGUACGGGUACGGCGAAACUAGUUGAUAAAGAUGGACAGGCAGCAUAUCAAGUAGAAUUUAAAGAAGAAGAAACAAUAGUAACAGCACAAGAAGCAUGCACAAAGUUUAUCGCGAGUUUAAGAGAAAGUGCGGAAAAUUUUUUAGGUCAAUCAGUUAUGGGAGCCGUACUUGCAAUUCCAACUUAUUUUGAUGAAGAACAAAAAAAUUCAUUAAGGAUUGCAACUGAAAAGGCUGGGUUAAGAGUAAUGCAAUUAAUUAAUGAACCAAGUGCGGCAGCAUUAGCGUAUGAAAUAGGAAAUGUUGUAAUCAGUGGACAAAAUCCAAUUACUACGAAUAAAUAUAAUGAUAGAAUUGAUGUGAUUGUGGACUUGGGGUCCGAUAGUUUAGAUGUUUCAGUAAUGUCGGUUAGAUCAGGAAUGUAUACGAUAUUGGGAACAACCCAUGAUCCUGAUCUUGGUGGUGCUGCUUUCGAUGAGUUAUUGGCAAAGCAUUUUGCUAAUGAAUUUAAAAGAAAAACCAAAAUUGAUGUUAUGGAUAAUAAAAGGUCAUUAGUUAAACUGAGAAAUGCUGUCGAAAUAACAAAGAAGACCUUAUCUUCUAGUUCAACAUCUACGUGUUCUGUCGAGUCUUUAGCUGAAGGUAUUGACUUUCAUGGAACUAUAAAUAGGACAAGAUUUGAAAUCAUGGCAAAUAAAUUAUUUUCCAGAACCUUGGAAAUUAUUUCUGAAGCAUUAAAAAAUAAUGAUUUAGAACCUCAAUCGAUUGAUGAGGUAAUUCUUGUUGGAGGCGCUUCACGUAUUCCAAAACUUCAAUCGAAAAUACGUGAUAUGUUUGCAAACUCCUCUACAUUAAUUCGUCAAGAUUUUGAACCUGAUGAAGUUGUAGCAUAUGGUUGUGCGUUCCAAGGUUCAUUAAUUUCAACCUUUGCAGAUCAAUUAAUUAAUGAUAGUUUUGACACUUCAAUCACCUUAGUACCACAUUUAUUAAAAUCAAUUGGGAUUUUAAAUGCUAAAAAAGAAUUUAUAACAUUAAUACCAGAAAAUACUCCUUUACCUGUUCGUCGUAAUUUUACCUUUUCAAAUUAUUUAGAGAAUCAAAAAGAAAUAUAUAUUGCUAUUUGGGAAGAUAAAUUAUUGGCUGAAAUGGUUUUAAAAGAUUUGCCAGAAAAAAAAGUUAAUGAAUUAAAAGUUCAUAUUACUAUUGAGGUCGAUAUGAAUAGUAAAUGUUUUAUCACGGCAACAGAAUUCAUUUCUGAUAAAAAAUUAGAAAUUGAAAUUGAUGGAAACACAAAAUAA
Messenger RNA from Funneliformis caledonium, 1878 nucleotides. The record is from the annotation of a GenBank genome assembly. NCBI's taxonomy places the organism in Eukaryota, Fungi, Glomeromycota, Glomeromycetes, Glomerales, Glomeraceae.